Diabrotica virgifera virgifera (western corn rootworm) is the source of this 9836-nucleotide messenger RNA. Its product is annotated as RIMS-binding protein 2. Gene Ontology annotation, molecular function: protein binding. The transcript is spliced from 18 exons. The coding region runs from base 234 to 4472 and encodes 1412 amino acids. The record is from RefSeq and is a predicted model, not a curated record. Lineage: Eukaryota; Metazoa; Arthropoda; Insecta; Coleoptera; Chrysomelidae. Gene Ontology annotation, biological process: neuromuscular synaptic transmission.
AACCCUCCAUUCUAAUCGUGCUUUGCCACUUCCUCGAUAGAUGCCGGGAGAAUCCAAUUUUCCGAGCUUUCCACAGCCGUGACGUCACCAUGCCAGGUCCUCAAAGUAAAAUCAAUUGAGUCGCGCGCAAAUUGAUCAUAGUGACCUAAAUGUGACUAUGCCGCCAUUCUAGGGUACUUUCGUGUCCGUCCUUUCGGUUAAAAUUCUAAAAAAAUCAUCAGAAAAACGGGGGUAUGGACUUGGAAAUGCAACUUAGGGCGGCAGAAGCCAGAAGGGUCGACCUAGAAAGACAGCAUGCAGAUGCCCUUCAGGCCCUCAGAGGUUGCGGUCCAGAAACACUCGAAGCAAGACAAUCCAGAGUACGGGAACUAGAAAAGAAAGUAGCACUAGAAACAGUGAGGUGUGAAGAACUGCAACUAGAACUAGCAUCAUCACAGAGAGGCCGAAUGGGCACGAGUAUGCAGGGCAUGCAGAUAUCCAGCAACAUGGGUGGCCAGUCCUGGGGCAAUAAAGGUACAGAAAUAGAACGAAUUAUGGCUAAAAUAGAACAAGAUAACAGAAUAUUAGCUGAGUUAGACCAUAGUCGAUCUACAACUUUGGGGACUGGUUUGGCAACAAGCGUAAGUUCCCACGCCUUAGGAGAAUGUAGUCCUCCCAUUUCUCCCAUAACAAUGUCACACACGACUCCAAGCAUAUACCCAACGAUGAAUACAGGCAUAGGACAAAACUCUUCAUACCACGGUACCACAAACAUCACGGGCAGUUAUCUUCCGUCAAAUCCAGUUCCGGUGGGCUACAAUCCGACUUCAGGACAGUAUAACAGUUUAAGUCAUCAUUAUACUAAUAAAAGUAGCAUGAUGGGAACGACAAUGAACAGUCUGGGUCAACAUUCCAUGGGAAUGGGCGGUACUUUGGGACAGACAAGUGUACUAGGUUCUUCCUUGCCUCCAAAUCUUUCUUCGAUAGGAACAGGCGUAAUGGGCACACUUCCGUCAAACCUAGGCACUUCCAUCGUGCCCACCAGCUACAACCAAACAGCCAUUUCAAACAAUACCUUCACCAACCCACUAACAAAUAACCCGACUGGUCUUCAGCAAACUUCCUACAACAACCCCUCCUUUAGCAACCCCGUAACGAGCUCUCUAACUCAAUACACGCUUCCCUACACAAAUCCCUUAAAUCCAGUAGUAUCGACCAGCUUUGCCAAUAACAACGUAACCUUUUCAAACCCUUUGAGUUCACAGUUUAAUAGUUUACCCCUGUCGGGGACGUCAAUGAGCAUCAAGUUGAAGCAAAUCGAUGAUGUCGAUCUCGGUACCCGACGUGUAGCUACCCCUGUAACCCCACACCCACCGCCCCCUUGGGGCGGCACAACCAUGUCUGGUAUAUCAGAUUUGAGACCGAGGAUGCUUACAGAUGGACUGGAUUCAGACUGGAGUACCCUCCACAGCGGACCCGACAGAAACUUCUUGAAUGGGCAAAUGAGCACGGAGGGUCAAGUCGAUAUGCUGGAUAUACCUGGGAAAGGGAGAUGUUCUGUGUAUAUAGCAAGAUUUUCUUACGAUCCUGAACCAGAUGCCGAAGAAGAACUGAGUAUUCAAGCUGGGGAUUACCUUUUAGUUUGGGGCGAUCCUGUGGGCCCCGGUGGAUAUCUAGACGCUGAACUUUUAGACGGGAGAAGAGGAUUGGUACCUUCACAUUUUGUACAAAGAUUAAUAGGUGACGAUCUUCUGGAGUUUCAUCAAGCAGUACUUAGCACAUUAAGAGAAGAGGAAAUAAAUCAGGAAAACUUUGCCGCUGAUGUUCAAAGACUUAACGAAAUCGCUGAAAUGACUGAAGCUCACGAAGAUGAAGGCCCUGAAGGUGAGACAGCUGACCUUUUCUUCUCGGUGUUAGUGCCGGCUCCUAGACAGCUGACCCUGGAGCGGCAAUUAAAUAAGAGUGUACUCAUCUCGUGGACGGCUCCUGAUGGCAUCGGACCAGGUAAUCAGAUUGAGAGCUACCACGUAUAUGUGGAUGGCGUGCUGAAAGCCACGAUAAAGGCCACUGAGAGAACCAGGGCUUUGGUGGAAGGGGUGGAGAGUAAUAGGCCGCAUCGGAUCAGUGUCAGAUCAGUGACAGCUAAUCGCAGAACAUCUAGAGAUGCUGCAUGCACGAUGAUAAUCGGCAGAGACACCCAUUCGCUAGGUCCCAGCGCAGUUAGAGCUUCAAAUAUAACGUCGACGUCCUCUGUCAUCAGUUGGUUACCUGCCAACUCCAAUCAUCAACAUGUAGUUUGUGUUAACAAUGUCGAAGUAAGAACAGUCAAACCGGGAGUUUACCGUCACACAAUUACCGGCCUCGCACCGAAUACUCAAUACAGAGUCACAGUGAGAGCGAAGCAUCACAGAACUGCACAGAAUGUAGCUAACUUAGCCGAAGAAUUACCGAUGCCUGCUGCUGCUCACACUGACUUUAGAACGCUACCUAAAGGUUUACCCGAUCCACCCAGUGAUAUUUUGGUUGAACCAGGACCACAAGAUGGAACGUUAUUGGUUACCUGGCAUCCUAUCCUCAAUCCACACCACCCCGGUUCUGCCAUAACAGGUUACGCAGUAUACGCCGACGGGAAGAAAGUCACAGAUGUAGAUAGCCCUACUGGGGACCAUGCGCUAAUUGAUAUCAGUAAGUUGCUAGGUUUAAACCCUAAACAUGUCACAGUGCGCACUAAGGCAAGAGACAGUCAGUCAGCAGACAGUGUACCAACUCCUAUACCGCUUAGCGUCUUACGAGGAGGAGCUGUCAAGUCUAGACAACAGCCACAUUCUGCCGUGAUGCCAGCUCAUCUUCGUCAGCAGAUGCCGAGGCAGCAGCAACAGCAAACUGGACAACAGAUAAUUGAGCCGGAAGAGAAUUUAAGCGACAAAGAAAUAUUUCCGAACUCCACAACACAUCGGCAACAAGGAGGAAUUCCAUCUAUCGCACACCGAUGCGUUGCAGAAAUAACUAAAGAAAAUUAUGAGAGCAACAUGUCUGAAGAUGAAUUGGUCGAUCGAAGAAAUCAAAGACAAUAUCAGCAGAGGAAUCAGCAACGACAGGGUCAGCAAAGAUCGGAACAACAGCAACAGCAACAGCUACAGCAGCAGCAGCAGCAGCAGCAACAACAACAACAACAACAGCAACAGUCACAACAACAGCAGUCACAACCUCAACAACAACAGUAUUAUCAACAACAGCAAGCAAUUUCGAGGGACCCAAACAACCGUAUGCCACAGCAGAUACGUAACCAACAAAUGCAGGGUGCUCGAGGAGGGCCCAACAAUCCCCAGAAUAAUCCUGGUAAUCGGCCAGAUCCACAGAAGAGAGCAAGAUGGUUUGUUGCGCUGUUCGAUUAUGACCCAGCAACAAUGUCUCCCAAUCCAGAUGCUUGCGAUGAAGAACUACCGUUUUCGGAAGGGGAUACCAUCAAAGUGUGGGGAGAUAAAGACGCCGAUGGAUUUUAUUGGGGUGAAUGCAGAGGUAGGAGAGGUUAUGUUCCGCACAAUAUGGUAAUGGAGUUGGAAGGAAAUCAAAAUAGGGAUAGAUGGGGUGAUAGUUUAAGUAACGCUCCAGUCAAACGAAUGGUUGCUUUAUAUGACUACGAUCCGCAAGAAUUAAGUCCGAAUGUGGAUGCCGAGGUAGAAUUGAGCUUCACCACGGGCCAAAUCAUCAACGUGUACGGGGACAUGGACGAUGACGGGUUCUACAUGGGUGAAAUAGAUGGCGUGCGUGGACUAGUACCAUCUAAUUUUUUGACUGAAGCCCCCGAACAGUAUGGUGCAGGACAGACGUCUCAACAGGGGGUACAACGAGGACAAAGAGGGAGAGGAGUUGGUCCAGGCGCUAGAGGACCUCCGCCACCGCCAAGAGAGAAUCAGAUGCGGGGAAGAAAUAAAGAUGCCUGCCUUCCUGUGUAUACCUCUCAGUUAGACUCGCUGAACACGUCUACGACACCGAACACUAUCACCGAGCACCAGCAGGGGAGAGCGAGAGGCAUGCUGAGGCCCGGUGGUAAUCAACAACAACAACAAUCCCAACAACACCCUCCACUACAGCAACAACAAUCUUUUGGUGGUCAGCAGAUGAAUCAAAUGAACCAGCAACCUCCCACAACCACGUCGAGUGGUGGUGGACUGUUUAGCAGCCUCAUGGGCACAAGCCAGCCGCAGCAACAGCAACAACAACAGCCUUUCUCCAAUCAGAACCAAGUUUUCCAAAACCAAAAUCAAGGAUUCCAGAACUCCAAUAGAAUACAGCAUAAAGGAGUGCCACAGGUAGUACCCAAUGUGAUGGGCACCGGGGGUCCCAUGCCCAAUAAUCAACAACCUCAAAUGAAUGCUCCGGGGGCGCCGAACUUAAUGCAAAAAUUAAAUGAAAUUACUGCACCAGGAGGUGAUAUACUUUCGAAAGGAAAGGAACUUAUAUUUAUGAAAUUCGGUCUUGGAGGAAAAUAACCAUUUUUGAUUUUUUAACUGUUAAUUUUUGAUCAUGCUGUUUUUGGAACCGUUGUGAAAAAAUCUUCCAUCUUGACGAGAUAGUGUGAUACAUUUUUAUGUAUAAUGGUUUCGGCGAAGUUAUGACAAUAUUACAUUUUAUGUGUACUAAACUGUAAUUUUGUCAUAAAUAUUUGAAUAUUUCAGGGAUCUAAUACUAUAAUAAUUAAAUCUGAUUUUGUUUUUAUAGUAAUUUGUGACUUAGAUCUUUGAUUAUUUUAAUAGAAUUAUUGUUUUGUUUAAUAAAAAAAUAUUUAUAUAUUAUUAAUAUUUUUAAAUUAGUUAGAGUUAAGUAAAUAAAUGAAAAUUAAAAGUAUCCCUGAAAUAUGAUUAUAAAGAGAACAAUUAGUAAUAUUUGCAGUAACAAUUAAAUACGAUUAAAACAGUUUACUUUUUAUCUCUUGUAUUAACAUUUUAGAUAUACUGUUUUAUUCAUAAAUAUGUUGUGAUUGCUUUCCCCACGACCCGCGAGUACUGUAAAGAAUUCAACCCUCAACUACUGACGUGGAUGUUUCAGGAUAUAGACAGACUUGUGGUAUGUCAUACCGUUGCCUAUUCUCCUUUGUUUUCAAUGUGAAUUUGUCUUUGUAUGUCAAUGUCUUGAUAUAUCAAAUCACUGUAUUUGUUUUUACAUUCACUACGUAAUAAUUCUCCACACUGCUGUAGAAUAAAGUACUGCUCCAAAAAAAUUUAUUUUUUCAAGAAAAUUAUGAACGCAUGCAUAAUAUUAAAAAAAUGGUGGAGGUUUAAAUCCUUUAUAAACUGAAUUACAAAAAAACUAGUAUUGGUAACUAAAAAAUAGUAAAAUAAUCACGAAUUUAUAAUAAUAAUUCACUUGAAAGUUGAAAAACUUGAUGAAAUUGCUGCCAUACUAAUAGCGAAAGAAUACUGAGUGGACUACUUUUAACCAUAGAAACGUAAACACUGACAAUGUGGUUUGAUGAUGCCGCAAAAAAACUUUACGUCAACGUAGCUCAAAGACUAAACCAUAAAACCAUAAUAAAACUGCUGCAGUUGGAAGCAGUUACAAUAAUUAUACACCAUUUUAAGAUACACAUAAGGUGUUCUAGGCAUCUUGUAUAAAACAGGUUUUACGACAAAAUGUAGGUAUUUUUAGCGCGGUGUGGCAUACCGCAUGUCAGUGGUUAAAUAAGGGUUAAUAAUAUUAAUCAUAUUAUGAUUUCUUCAUAAAAAUGAACCCACCAAAGUUUUGUUCUAUGAAAAAUAAUCAUAUUACCUAAUAAACGAAAGCUUUACACAAGGGUUCAAAAAUGCAAAUGACUUAGUAAAAAUUAUCGAAUACAAUUCCCUCGAUGUAAGCAGUUUAAUGAGUUCAUAGUACAAGGCACGUCCUAGCAAAUUUUGUAUGCACAUUCUAGGUUCAACCAUCUGUGCCCUUCUGCUGUGAACUGACGGCGUUUAUUUUCGCUAAUAAUUUUGGUACGCUUUCAUAAGUCGAAGAAAUAAUAUCUACUAUUUAACAUGGGAUUAACUGCCUAUCUUUUAAAUGUAACAAACAGAAAUCAUAUUAUUUUAUAUCGAUAAUAGUACUAGUCUACGCUACUUACGACCAGGGCCGGCGAUAACGGGCCUGCAAGGGAUGCACUGCAGACGGGCGCUCCUAUUUGGGGUGCGCCAAAAUGAACUUUUUUUCUGCCGGUGCUAUAUAAAAUACUAAUUUAAAAUAAACCGAAGGGCGCUUAUGCUUCUUUUGCAGGCGGGCGCCUUAUACCCUCGCGCCGGUACUGCUUACGACAGAACGACAACUAUAUACUACGUUCAUUCCCAAUAAAAUUGAAAGGGUUUAUUCAUUUUUAAUUUAUUUUAUUUUUACUCUAUUUGGAGUAUGAAGGCAACCAUUCUCGCUGGAAAUUUACCGCGCUGAGCAGAUGGGAGCGAUUGCAAAUUCUAAAAUUCCCUCAAAAUUUAGUCUCAGCAUCCGCAUGGCUUUCAUUUUUAGAAGCCUCAGAUGGUGUAACCAGAGAAGGUUUCCAUUGUUUUCAAUCUGGUACGAUGUAAAAUAAUAUUUUAAAUGUUGUUUUAUGUGUUAUUAGAUUAAAAUAUUAGUCUUUUUUCUAGCAGAUGUCGCUAGGACAUCCCUGUCAUUUCGUUCGUUGCAAUCCGUGACUGCACGCGGAGGUUUAUUCUGGUUCAGUCAGAGAGAGGAGCGUAGAUAUCUCCUGAUGAGGGGCUAAAAAGCUCCGAAACCGUUAUAGAUAUUUGCUGCACUCUCUGAUUGAACUAGAAUAUAAUACGGCUGGAGUUUCGGGUUGCAAGGAAAUUUAAAAUGUUAAUUCAUUUUUAAUUUAUAUAUUUACUCCAUUUGGAGAACGAAGGGAAGCAUUCUAGCUGGAAAUUUACAGCGGUAAGCAGAUGGGAUGUGAUAUAUAAAUUGUAAAAUUCCCCCACCUUCUUUUAGUAUCAGCAUCCGCAUGGCUUUAGAAGCCUCGGAUGGUGUAACCAGCGAAUAUUUUCAUUGUUUUCAAUCUGGUAUGAUGUAAAAUAAUAUUUUAAAUGUUGUUUUAUUUGCUAUUAGAUUGAAAACUUAGUCUUUUUUCUAGCAGAUGUAGCUAGGACAUCCCUGCUAUUUCAUUCGUUGUGAUCCGUGACUGCAUGCGGAUAUUUAUCCUGGUUCAGUCAGAGAGAAGAGCAUAUGUAUCUCCUGAUGAGAGGCUAAAAAGCUCCGGAACCGGUAGAGAUACUUGCUGCACUCUCCGAUUGAACUAGAAUAUAUUACGGCUGCAGUUUCGGGUUGCCACGAAAUUGAAAAUGUUUAUUCAUUUUUAAACCCAUAUUCUCUUACGGGGUUAAUAAAAUUAUAUAAAUUGUUAUUGCAAAUAUUUAUCGAAGAAAAAGACAAUAAAUGUCUUUUUCUUUAAGAUCUAGUACAUGCCAAAAUUGAAAAUCAAAUCUGCUUGACUAUACAAAAAUAAAUAUUACCUACUUGCUAGGUAUGAAGGUAGAUGCUACACAAACCUAGAUAAUACAAAUAAAAAUACGGGUAUUUAAUGCUGAAGAAGGAGCAAACCAUAAAAUAAAGGGUGUAUGUGCCGCAUAAAAACUCUCAAUUAGUAAAUCAAUUUGGGCGUUAUUAUAGGUCACUAACAAAAAAAAAUAAUAUAAGGCUUAUACAAUAAUUAUUAAUUGUUUUGAUUUUUAAUUUACUUGAUUGCCUAUUCCAUAAUAAAGCGAUGAUUUUAUAAAUAAUCUUAGCUAACUUUCUUAAUUAAUAAUGGUAAAAAUGUAGAAAUUAUACAGAUAUUUUUUUUACACUUUUGAAAGUUAACUUGUUAUUCAUAGAUUAGAUUUUUAUGUAACGUAACAUUUUAUUUCAUUAUAAAAGAAAAUAUUUCAAGUGAUACUUAUCAAUAAUUAAAAGAAGAUAUCUGGACAAAAUCAAAAGUAACAUUUUAACUGUUUGUAUUUAAAAAUAAAUAUUGCAAUAAUUUAAUAUUAUACUUAUUUAACACAAUAUACAAUACUGGUAUUAUACCUCAAGAGCGGCUGUUGUCUACAUUCGUUAUACGUUAUACUGCCAAAGAAAUCCAAUGCAAAAGAAUAUUCAGAACAUCGAACAAUAUCUUUAAUGAGCCAUCUACUAAAGAUAUUUCUGCCCACAACCCAGUUUAUUAAAAGUUGGAGUCAGAUAUUAUUGAUAUCCAGAUGGGGUUCAGAGAAGCACUAAAAGUAUUCGAGAAGCUCCCUUCAAGUACGCCAUGAUUAGUUAAGACACAUUCUUGAAAGAAAGGACAUAGAUAAUAAAGAUUUACGAAUAAUUCUCAAUCUAUAUUGGAAUCAGGAAGCUAACAUCAAAAUAAAAAAUGAGACAUCACAAGCAAUAUAAAUACGUAGAGGUGUACGAGAGACUCGUAGACUCGUAAAAACGUAGAGAAAUUUAAUGUAUAUGUUACGCGCAAUAACGGAAAUCCGGCCAAGAACGUUAAUAACCGGUCAAUAUCGACAAUGGCUUGUUGAAUUAGUUUCGACAAUGGCCGGAUAUUAACGUUAUUGUCCAUAGAAACUCGACAUUGAUGAUAAUUUUAAAUAUGGAUAACAUUGAUAACAUUUCCAUCAUUGUCCGGUCAAUGUCAACAAUGCUCGUUGUUAAUCGGUCAAUGUUGAAAUUUAGACUAAAUUUAGGUUAUGUUUAUUAUUUGCUACAUUUCUGUUCUCGCACUGUCAUAUUAUAUAGUAAAUUUAUGUAAAAAGUGUUACAAAAUGCCAUGGUUUACUAUCUUGUCAAAAUAAAAAUGAGUAGCCUUCAAAAGCUAUCUUAUAUAAAAAAAUAAUAGGACAUCAUACCUAAUUUGAUUUAUUUAUCAACAUUGGCCAUUUGCUUUUGGCCACUGUCGUCAUAGACCGGUUAUUGAUGAAAACUCUAAUUUUAAGUUAUUUUUUUUACAACAUUGGCCAAUAGCUAAUGUUAUUGUCGUUAAUGGCCAGGCAUUGUCGUUAAUAACCAGGGGAAAUGGACAUUCACGACAAAUACCGGUAUUUAACGUCAAUGACCAAUUUACAUCAUUGUCCGUAACAUAAUAUACAUAUAAUGAAAGCAUCUGCCAGGAGGCUCUAUUGCAAGCAAACGAAGGAAUUGUAAUCAAUGAAGAGGUUGUCGAUAAUAUUCGAUACGCGGACGACACUGUACUAGUGGCAAGAACAGUAGAAUAAUUACGAUCACUUAAAAACAUAAAUAUUGCUUGCAACAAUUAUGGGAUAAAUAUCAGUAUAAAAGAACCAAGUAUAUGGUCUUCAGUUUUAUUUAUUUAGCGUAUGGCUUAAGUAUAUCACCGAAUAUAUUUAGAUUUAUGCAUUAUACAAUGCAUCAGAAACAGAUGUCCAAUUUUUUUAUAUAUUCGAUUGACCCUUCGGUUGCCAUUACAAAGUCUAUAGGGUCGCCUGUGUAUGCUCUGCGUGGGCAGUCCUGAACAAUGUGACUGAUCGUCUGUCUUGCAGCGCCGCAGUCACAAGAAGGCGAGGGUAGUUUACCCCAUCUGUGGAGGGAGUCGGCGCAUCUUCCACAGUUUGUUCGAAUUCGAUUAAGGGCUGCCCAAAUCUUAAGGGGACGUUCAAAUUCGCCAGGUUUCCCUAUGAUGUCCGGUAGACUAUGGUAAUGCGGAUCUGUCCUACUUUCCCAAUCUUCUCUCCAUCGGGUAUUUAAGUCAAAGUUGGAUUGCUGAAGCGCUUGAGCAGAUUGUAGAGGGGUAACCUGGAUCGGAGACGGUUUCCAAGAAUAUCGGGGAUGUCGUUGUGGACUAGAAGCUGGUGACUGUCCAUUAUUUUGUUAUAUUCUUUAACCAAUGCAUGUUCGCGGCGUAGGUUGUAGUG